AUGAAGUGUCCCCGGCACCUGCGACCUGACAUGUGCCUUGUUUUGGCUGUGGGCACCUUCACUUUCCUCCUGCUGUCCAGUCUGCGUGAAUCACCAUCCAUCUGUGAGGUUUCUGAGAAGCCGCCAGCCACCCCCAAAGCUCUGUCCUGGCCCACUCCACCCAAUCGCCCUUAUCUGGCUAAGUGCCAGGCCAACACCUCUGUGGCCUCCCACCCGGACUUCGACAAGGAGCCACAGCACAUUCGUAAUUUCCUGCUGUACAAACACUGCCGCAAAUUCCCUCUGCUGCAGGACGUGUCCCUGGAAAAGUGCAAGGAGCCAGUCUUCCUGCUGUUAGCCAUCAAGUCCUCUCCCAGCAACUAUGAGCGCCGGGAACUGGUGCGGCGCACGUGGGGCCAGGAGCGCCAGGUGCACGGCGUGCGGCUGCGCCGCCUCUUCCUAGUAGGCACGGCCUCCAGUCCCCACCAGGCCCUCAAGGUGAACCGGCUGCUGGAGAUGGAGGCACAGGUGCACGGUGACAUCCUGCAGUGGGACUUCCAUGAUUCCUUCUUCAACCUCACACUCAAGCAGGUGCUGUUUCUACAGUGGCAGGAGACAAGGUGCACCAAUGCCAGCUUCGUACUCAACGGGGACGAUGAUGUCUUUGCGAACACAGACAACAUGGUCUCUUACCUGCAGGGCCAUAACCCAGGUCACCACCUCUUUGUGGGCCACCUGAUCCAAAAUGUGGGCCCCAUCCGGGCUCAAUGGAGCAAGUACUAUGUAUCAAAGUUGGUGACUAAAGAGGAGAAAUACCCACCCUACUGUGGGGGUGGGGGCUUCCUACUGUCCCAAUUCACAGCUGCUGCCCUGCGCCGGGCUGCCCGUGUCCUGGACCUCUUUCCCAUUGAUGAUGUCUUCCUGGGUAUGUGUCUAAACCUUGAGGGACUAAAGCCUGCCUCACACAGUGGUAUCCGCACAGCCGGCAUACAGGCCCCCUCUCAACGCCUGUCCUCCUUUGACCCCUGCUUCUAUCGGGAGCUGCUCCUGGUGCACCGCUUCCUACCAUAUGAGAUGCUGCUCAUGUGGGAUGCGCUGAAGCAACCUGACCUCAACUGUACCAAACAGAAACAUGUCUACUGAGGCGGUGUCAGUGUCCCCAA
This is a messenger RNA of Otolemur garnettii (small-eared galago), 1142 nucleotides long. RefSeq names its product UDP-GlcNAc:betaGal beta-1,3-N-acetylglucosaminyltransferase 3 (gene B3GNT3). The record is from RefSeq and is a predicted model, not a curated record. Gene Ontology annotation, molecular function: N-acetyllactosaminide beta-1,3-N-acetylglucosaminyltransferase activity. Gene Ontology annotation, cellular component: membrane. Lineage: Eukaryota; Metazoa; Chordata; Mammalia; Primates; Galagidae. The coding region runs from base 1 to 1122 and encodes 373 amino acids. The transcript has 2 exons.